Phragmites australis (common reed) is the source of this 1450-nucleotide messenger RNA. RefSeq lists its product as uncharacterized. The transcript is spliced from 7 exons. NCBI's taxonomy places the organism in Eukaryota, Viridiplantae, Streptophyta, Magnoliopsida, Poales, Poaceae. Bases 182 to 1216 code for a protein of 344 amino acids. The record is from RefSeq and is a predicted model, not a curated record.
UUGGUCGACACGAGAGCACACGCGGAAGAGGAACAACACCCGUCAUCGCCCCCGAUCGAAGCUUCGCUUGCGUCCGCCGCGGCUACCAGAGCUCGAGAGCUAGCGUCUGGUCCGAUCCGAUCCGACCCCUUCGUUCGCCCGCGCGCAAUCCCCUCGGGGAUUUCAGGUACUGUAAUAGAAGAUGCAAAGGGGAAGAGGUGGGAGGCAUGGCUUAUUCGGUUUCGGGGAUCCCUUUGCUGGUUUUGGCGGCUUUGGACGACCUGGGAGCCUUAUGCCCAGUUUCUUUGGUGGGGUAAAUCCCUUUGAUGAUCCUUUCUUCACAAGCCCCUUUGGUAGCAUGAUGCAACCUAGCUUGCUUGGACCAAGUUUGUUUGGGCCACAGAGAGGUCUCAGUGGAGGCAUGAGCAAUGCAGGCAUGUUUGGGUCAAUCAUGUUUGGGCCCCAGGGAGAUCUCAGUCAAGGUGUGAGCAAUGGUGGUGGCUUCAUUCAGCAAGCUCCUGAACCAAGCAGAUCUAAGGGGCCAAUUAUCAAGGAGCUGUCCUCAGAUGAUGAGGAUGAUGCAGAUGGUAAUAAAGAAGAUGAGAAGGAGAAAGGUAACUGUAGGAAGCAUCCAAGGACAAGCAAAGAUCCGUAUGUGGAGGACCCUGAUGAAGAAGUUGAAGAUAAUAAAAGGCUCAAGCAUCAUGGGCAUUUUGGGAGGGAGUUCAACAGAGCCAGCACAUUGCAUCCACAGUCUCAGACAUUUAUGUUUCAGAGCUCGACUGUUACAUAUAGUGGUCAAAAUGGAGCCUGUUAUACAUCUUCGACAACUAGGAGGACGGGUGGAGAUGUAAUUACAUUGGAAGAAAGUAAGGAGGCCGACACAACUACUGGUAAAGCCACUCACAUGAUAUCACGUGGCAUUGGCAAUGAGGGUCACUCAUUAACAAGAAAACUGAAUUCUGAUGGACAUGUAAACACCCUGCAAACUUUACACAACUUGGACGAAGAUGAGGUUGCUGGGUUUGAGGAAUCAUGGCGAAGAAAUGCUGGUGAGAAUUUGCCUGGCUGGGACCCCAGAAUGAACAUGAACAUGUUUGGCAGCGGAAGUGCACGCCCCGGCAUCCAAGAUGGGAGUCAAAUGCUUCCACUUCCGGCACCUGAUCAAUCCCGUGGCGCCAAUUCCUCAAGGAACUCUUGGGUUGGUUCUUCCAAGGGUCGCUCACGCCGCACAUGAGUUCCUCUGCAGUAGAGGCAGGAUCAGAGACAUGAUAGGGGCGACUUCCACUGUCUGUAGAAACUUAUGUAACCUGAGUUCACUUCAGGAAACUACGUUACCUUCGCACACACAGUCAAGAGCUGCACGUGGGACGUCAGAACAAUUAGAACAUUAAUCCCAGUGAUCUGUACUGUUGUUGAAAAAUUUAGAAUCUGUCUCUUGAUGAGCUUCAGUUCAGUUAUAUUUGGAUGA